This is a messenger RNA of Hyaloperonospora brassicae, 3171 nucleotides long. NCBI's taxonomy places the organism in Eukaryota, Oomycota, Peronosporomycetes, Peronosporales, Peronosporaceae. The record is from the annotation of a GenBank genome assembly.
AUGAAGGACGCGCCGCUUCCCCCGCCCGCGACGCGCCGCUUCGAGCUCGAGCCGCCCGAGGCCGUGCUGCAGCACUUUGACGUGACGGAAGCCACGGGGCUGAGCGCUGCUGCCGUGGCCGCCCAGCGCGCCACGUACGGCUUUAACGAGCUCGCGAAAGAAGAGCACACGCCGCUGUGGCAGCUCGUGCUCGAGCAGUUUGACGACGCGCUCGUGAAGAUCUUACUGGGCGCGGCCGUCGUGUCGUUUGCGCUGGCGGUGCUCGAGCACGACAGCCAGCGCGCGAGCGACGAGGGCAUUGGCGCGUUUGUCGAGCCACUCGUGAUCGUCGUGAUCCUCGUGCUGAACGCAAUGGUGGGCGUGUGGCAAGAGUCGAACGCCGAGGCGGCGCUCGAAGCGCUCAAGGAUCUGCAGCCCGAGAACGCGCGCGUGCUGCGCGACGGCGAAAUGCUGACGCUGCCGGCGCGCGAGCUCGUGCCGGGCGACGUGGUGGAGAUCCGCGUGGGCGACAAAGUGCCGGCCGACGUGCGGCUGCUGUCGAUGAAGACAACGGCGCUGCGCGUCGAGCAGGCGCAGAUGACAGGCGAGUCGACGUCGGUGAACAAGGGCAUUGACGCGCUGCCGCCGCACACGGAGAAUUUGAUCCAAGCUAAGACCAACAUGCUGUUUGCAGCGACGGUGGUCGUGAAUGGCCUGGGCACGGGCAUUGUGACGCAAGUGGGCAUGGCCACGGAGAUUGGCAAGAUCCAGCAGAGCGUGCAGGAAGCGUCCAAGGACGACGAAGGUACGCCGCUGUCGAAGAAACUCGACGAGUUUGGCGAGCUCUUGUCGAAGGUCAUUGCCGUCAUUUGCAUUGUCGUGUGGGCGAUCAACUACAAGAACUUUUUCGACCCCAUCUACGGCUCGGUGUUCAAGGGCUGCAUCUACUACUUUAAGAUUGCCGUCGCGCUCGCGGUCGCAGCGAUCCCAGAAGGGCUGCCGGCGGUCAUUACUACGUGUUUAGCGCUCGGCACGCGCAAGAUGGCCAAGAAGAAUGCCAUUGUGCGGAAACUGCCGUCGGUCGAGACGCUCGGCUGCACGACGGUCAUUUGCUCGGACAAGACGGGUACGCUCACGACGAACGAAAUGUCGUGCGUGACGUUUUCGCACAUUGGCACGUCGGACACGGACCUCGUGACGUACGACGUCGAGGGGCACACGUACGCGCCGGUGGGCAAGAUCGAAGGCCCUCCGUUGGAUCGGUUCAGCGCGCUGUCGUCGCUGGCGAUGGUGUGUUCGUUGUGCAACGAGUCGGCGAUCGAGUACUGUGACGGAAAGUAUGUGCGUGUUGGUGAGCCCACGGAAGCUGCGCUGAAGGUGUUGGUCGAGAAGAUUGGGUUCCCGCACGAUGCAGUCAAGCAGGCAGAGAUGCUGUCACUGCGCGCCUCUGCUCCUGAAAAGGCUGCUCAGUUUUGCAACGAGCACAUGGAGCAGCAAAACAAAAAGUUGGCUGUCCUGGAGUUCUCGCGCGACCGCAAGUCCAUGUCUGUGCUGUGCACAAAGUCUGGUGCGGUGGCGCACCGCGCGACCCGCUCGUCGGCGUCGAACCAGAAUCUAUUGCUUGUGAAGGGCGCUCCGGAAGGCCUCAUUGACCGCUGUACUCACGUGGAGCUGGGCGACGGGAGUGUGAAGCCGUUGACUGAUGCUGGUCGCCAGGUGCUGCUUGCGCAGGUGUCGAGUCUUGCCCGCAAGUCGCUUCGUUGCCUCGCAUUGGCAAAGAAGGAGGACUUGGGUGAGCUUGGCGCGUACGACGGUGACCGCCACCACCCUGCCCACAAGAUGCUGGAGAAGACGGAGAACUUUGCUGCGAUUGAGUCGGGUCUGACCUUUAUCGGUCUUGUCAGCAUGCUGGACCCCCCGCGUCCGGAGGUGAGGCCCAUGAUUGAGAUUUGCCAGACGGCAGGCAUUCGCGUUAUCUGCAUCACGGGUGACAACAAGCUGACUGCCGAGAGCAUUUGCUACAAGAUUGGUGUACUCAAGGAAGGCGACGACCUGAGCACGCGGUCGUUCACGGGCGCCGAGUUCUUUGCCCUUCCAAUGGAAAGGCGUAACGAGUACUUGUCGAGUGGCUAUGGUAUGGUGUUUUCCCGCACGGAGCCGAAGCACAAGCAGCAGCUCGUCAAGAUGUUGAAGCAGUUGGGCGAAGUCACGGCGAUGACAGGUGACGGUGUGAAUGACGCACCUGCGUUGAAGCAGGCUGACAUUGGUAUCGCGAUGGGCAUCACGGGCACGGAAGUUGCAAAGGAGGCGUCGGACAUGGUGCUUGCUGACGACAAUUUUGCCACGAUUGUAGCCGCAGUGGAGGAGGGCCGUGCUAUCUACAACAACAUGCAGGCGUUCAUUCGCUACCUGAUCUCAUCGAACAUUGGGGAGGUGGCUGCGAUCUUCUUGACGGCCGCUCUCGGGCUGCCCGAGGGGCUCAUUCCUGUGCAGCUCUUGUGGGUGAACCUCGUGACGGACGGCCCCCCGGCCACGGCUCUUGGCUUCAAUCCGCCCGACGCUGACAUUAUGAAGAAACCGCCUCGUCGCACCGACGAUGCUCUGAUCACCGGCUGGGUUUUCUUCCGGUAUAUGGUUGUUGGCAUCUACGUGGGUUUCGCUUGCGUCGGUGUUUUCGCGUACUGGUACAUGUACUACGAGGCGUCUGGCGAUGGCCACACGCUGAUCACGUACGACCAGCUGACCCACUGGACCAAGUGCCACGAGUGGGAGAACUUUACAGUCAACAACUUUGACGGUAUGGACUUCUCGUCGGACCCUUGCCGCUACUUCACGGACGGCAAGAAGACGGCGUCGACGCUCUCGCUCUCGGUGUUGGUGGCGAUCGAGAUGUUUAACGCUCUCAACGCGCUAUCUGAAGACGGCAGCCUGAUCACGAUGCCGCCGUGGUCGAACCCGUACCUCAUGAUUGCCAUGGUGAUAUCGUUCGUCAUGCACUUUGUCAUUCUGUACGUGGACGUGCUGGCCAACACGUUCAGUGUCAUUCCUCUCGACCGGAACGAGUGGCUGAUGGUGCUGGCGUUUUCGCUGCCCGUGAUUCUCAUUGACGAGGUACUCAAGUUAGUCGGCCGUCGCAUGCACGCGCGCGAACUCAAGCAGCGUCUGGACGAGUGGGCCAAGAAGAACCAGUAG